AUGGCUUCCCCUGCUCCCACCCCGCAGGCGAAUGGCCAUCUUAAUGGCAAUGCUCUUCCCACCAGACCAGCCCCCAAGCUCUACGGCAGCAAUGAUGGCUCUCAGUCUGGCGCGGGAACCCCAAUUGGUUUCCAGAGAUACCCCCACAAUAAGCUCCUCGAUCUUGCAGCGGGAUCAACGGUGCGCCAUCCUUCCCCCCAGCCCACUCAUCUGGGAAUCCCCGGUACUCCUCAGCACCGGGUUCUCUCCGAGGAGGAUCCGGGCUACAUUGCUGCCAAAUUCGAGGGCAAACAAAAGCAGAUGGAACAAGGUGAGCAUGGGCAAUUAUGGUCCCUUUUAUGUUUGCACAACAGCUUUCAGACUGCUAACUCCGCAUUGUUUGAAAUAGUCAUGGAUCAAUUAGAAGAGAAGGGCUUCUUCCCCAGUGAUUUUGUCGUCUCCGAAACCGCUUGGUUCUACAACAUGCUCGGUAUCGACGACACAUACUUCCAAACCGAGUCCGUCGAUGCCAUUGUCACCCAGAUCCUGUCCCUGUAUGCUGCCAAGGUAGCAGCAUACGCUCGAGACGAUAAGAAGCUCGAAAUCAGACUGGACAAGGAGGCGGAAGAUCACGCUGUUUACAUUGAUACCAGCAAGCCUGGCGUUUCCUCCGUCGAUGGACCCCUGUAUGAACAGAGGAUCGACAAGAAGUACAUCAGCAACUCGACGCCGGAGAACAGCUACAGAGUCGAGACCUUCCGUUCGCCCACCCCACUCCCCGGAGACAACGAGCAGCAGCUCCGAUGCUACUUUGUCUACAAGUGUCAAUUCGCGAACCCCAACCCUGAUCCCAACGAGACAAACAUUGAAAUCAUCGGUGAGAAGAGAUUCCUGCAAAAGGCCACGGAAAACACCAAGGCCAUCUACCAGGAACUCAUUAGCAAUGCUGUCAGCCGGGCCGGUCCCGUUAUCGAAAUGUUCGAAAUUGAAGGCAGCCGCGAAAAGAGACUGGUGAUUGCGUAUCGCCAGGGAUCUGCCAUGGGUUUGUUCAGUGCGCUUUCCGACUUGUAUCACUACUACCGCUUGACUAGCUCUCGGAAGUACCUGGAGAACUUUUCGAACGGAAUCACGGUCAUCUCUCUCUAUCUGCGCCCCCUGAAGAAUGCAGAAAUCUCCGCCAAGUACCCUCCCAUUGAGGCAGCAAUCCACCAGAUCAUUAAGGAAACCUCUCUUCUGUACUGCAUCCCCCAGAACCGUUUCCAGCACCACUUCGCCGUUGGACGGCUCAGUUUGCAGGAGACCAUCUAUGCUCACUGCGCAUGGGUGUUCGUGCAGCAAUUCCUGAACCGUCUGGGCUCGGAGUACACCUCGUUGACUGCCGUCCUCGACACCAAUAACAGUGUCCACGCAGAGCUGCUCUCGAAGAUUAAGAAGAGACUGCGUACCGAGACCUUCACCUCUGACUACAUCUUCGAAAUCAUCAGCAACUAUCCCGAGCUGAUCCACAAGCUUUAUCUGGACUUUGCCAACACCCAUUAUGUCCAAACUCGUGGCCCUGCCGAAGAUGACUUCCUCCCCACGCUCAGUUAUCUGCGCCUCCAGGUAGACGAUGUCCUGGAUGACGCGAAGCUGAAGCAGCUCAUUUCCAGUACUGUGGCCAAUGAGCACGAUGAGAUGGUCAUGAGCGCCUUCCGGGUGUUCAACACCUCCAUUCUGAAGACCAACUUCUUCACCCCGACCAAGGUGGCCCUCAGCUUCCGGCUGAAUCCUGAUUUCUUGCCGGAGCAUGAGUACCCGCAGCGUUUGUAUGGCAUGUUCCUCGUCAUCAGUUCCGAAUUCCGCGGUUUCCAUCUGCGCUUCCGCGAUAUUGCUCGAGGUGGUAUUCGUAUCGUCAAGAGCCGGAACAAGGAAGCCUACAGCAUCAAUGCUCGCUCCCUGUUCGACGAGAACUAUAACUUGGCCAACACCCAGCAGCGCAAGAACAAAGAUAUCCCCGAAGGCGGCGCUAAGGGUGUCAUUUUGCUGGAUGUUGCCCAUCAGGACAAAGCUCGUGUUGCGUUCGAGAAGUACAUUGACAGCAUCCUGGAUCUUUUGCUACCACCGGUUAGCCCGGGUAUCAAGGACCCAAUUGUGGAUUUGCAUGGCAAGGAUGAGAUUCUUUUCAUGGGUCCUGACGAGAAUACGGCCGAACUGGUUGACUGGGCUACGGAGCACGCUCGGAACCGAGGUGCUCCCUGGUGGAAGUCCUUCUUCACCGGCAAGAGCCCCAAGCUGGGUGGUAUCCCCCACGAUGCUUACGGUAUGACCACACUGUCGGUCCGCCAGUAUGUCCUCGGUAUCUACCGCAAACUUGGCAUCGAUCCUUCCACCAUGCGGAAGUUGCAGACCGGUGGCCCCGACGGCGAUUUGGGUUCCAACGAAAUCCUCCUUGCCAACGAAAAGUACUCGGCCAUUGUUGAUGGAUCCGGUGUCAUUGUUGAUCCUCAAGGUUUGGAUCACCAGGAGUUGAUUCGGCUUGCCAAGAAGCGUGUCACCAUCUCGGAAUUCGACCUGUCGAAACUAUCUCCGGAGGGCUACCGUGUUUUGGUGGAUGAGAGCAAUGUCAAGCUUCCCAAUGGCGAGGUCGUGCACAAUGGAAUGAUCUUCCGCAACACGUUCCAUCUGCGUUCCGAUCAGCAGUAUGAUGUCUUCGUCCCCUGCGGUGGACGUCCUGAAUCCAUCGAUUUGUCCACAGUUGGAAAGCUCAUUCAGAAUGGAAAGUCCAUCAUCCCAUACAUUGUCGAGGGUGCCAAUCUGUUUAUCACGCAGGACAGCAAGCUGCGACUCGAGCGGGCCGGAUGUAUCUUGUUCAAGGAUGCAUCUGCUAACAAGGGUGGUGUGACAUCAUCGUCGCUCGAAGUGCUAGCUUCGCUCUCAUUCGAUGACAAGGAGUUUGUUGAGAACAUGUGCAUCCGUGAGGAUGGUACCGUGCCAUCCUUCUACAGCGCCUACGUCAAACAAGUACAGGAGAUCAUCAAGUCAAACGCCACUCUUGAGUUUGAGGCGAUCUGGCGCGAGCAUGAGCAGACCGGUGCUCUUCGCAGUGUGCUGAGUGACCGGCUUAGCAUCGCGAUUACGCAGCUGGAUGAAGAACUGCAGAAGACCGAACUGUGGGAUAACGUCGAGCUUCGCCGAUCCGUGCUGAGUGAUGCACUUCCCAACCUUCUCCUGGAGAAAAUCGGCCUGGAUACUAUCCUUCAGCGGGUUCCGGAAAACUACCUGCGGGCUAUCUUCGGCAGCUACCUUGCCAGCCGAUUUGUUUACCAAUUCGGCAGCAAUCCUAGCCAGUUCUCCUUCUUUGACUUCAUGACUCAAAGACUUGCCGCAACCAAGCAGGCGUAA
Aspergillus clavatus NRRL 1 is the source of this 3360-nucleotide messenger RNA. Its product is annotated as glutamate dehydrogenase (NAD(+)). Gene Ontology annotation, cellular component: mitochondrion. The transcript is spliced from 3 exons. Lineage: Eukaryota; Fungi; Ascomycota; Eurotiomycetes; Eurotiales; Aspergillaceae. Gene Ontology annotation, molecular function: L-glutamate dehydrogenase (NAD+) activity. The record is from RefSeq and is a predicted model, not a curated record. Bases 1 to 3360 code for a protein of 1119 amino acids.